AUGGAUAUCCGCCAAAUCGAGGAUCAUUGUGCUAGUCUGUCAAUUACGGAGGAGGAGGUGUCUGGUCUAGAGGCGCCUGAUCCACCACCCUCGAGCGAUGCGCCGAUCCAUCAUAGAUUGGUUGGGCGGUUUCUCACCGAUCGUCCGAUCAAUUUCGACCAUAUGCAACAAGUCCUGGCGUCCGUAUGGCGGCCGGUGAUGGGCAUGCAGGUGGAGGCGUUAACGGAGGAGCUGUUCCUGUUUCGAUUCCCGCACCCUAAGGAUCUGCAGAGAGUCAUCGACGAUGGGCCUUGGUCGUUUGAAAAUCACACUCUGGUGUGCGAGCGUGUACCUCCAGAAUCGAGACCCGAAGAUGUCGAUCUCGACACAGUGACAUUUUGGGUACAGAUCCACGGGCUACCGGCGAUGUAUGCAUCACCAGAUUUCCUGACCCGAAUCGGUGAUUACUUAGGCUCCUUUGUCGCGAUCGACCCCAAUAAUUUCGGGGGAUCGUGGAAAGGUUUCUAUCACGUUAGGGCAAGGAUGCAGGUGGGGAUACCGUUAAAAAGGCGUAUGAGGCUCAUGCGCAAGGAUGGUUCCACGAAGGCUUAUGAAAAUGGUAUCUCACCUGAAUCGUUUCCAUUCGGUAGUUGGAUGCGUGCUGGACCAAGCAGGCAAGCCAAACCAGUCGGUGCAAAAUGGCUAUUACCGAAGGAUGCUACGUCAAUUCUGCCAUCAUCUCUGCCUGGGCCUUCGCCUCUGGAGCUGGUGACGAUACAGGAGAGCACUGGAGUUUAG
Molecule: messenger RNA, 777 nt
Organism: Ipomoea nil (Japanese morning glory)
Lineage: Eukaryota; Viridiplantae; Streptophyta; Magnoliopsida; Solanales; Convolvulaceae
Exons: 2
Coding region: 1-777 (258 amino acids)
Source: RefSeq, a predicted model, not a curated record